Molecule: messenger RNA, 882 nt
Organism: Zingiber officinale
Lineage: Eukaryota; Viridiplantae; Streptophyta; Magnoliopsida; Zingiberales; Zingiberaceae
Exons: 4
Coding region: 1-882 (293 amino acids)
Source: RefSeq, a predicted model, not a curated record
AUGGCGAUCAUUCUCAGCGAGCAACGACGUGCAUUUAUUAGGAGAAAUCCUUUAGAGGGUCACAUACGUCUCUUCAAUGACUACUUUGUUGAUGCAUCGGUAUAUCCUCCUAAUAUAUUCAGGAGGUUUCGGAUGAAUCAUGACCUCUUUCUUCGAAUUCUUAACAAUGUGGAGAAUCAUGAACCAUACUUCGUUCAAAGAAGAAAUGUUGCUGGAACUCUUGGGCUUUCUUCUUUACAAAAGGUGACUGCCACCAUGAGGAUCCUUGCUUAUGGAGUUGGAGCUGAUCUCAUGGAUGAGUAUGUAUGUUGGGGAGCAUUGACUGCAUGCACUGGAAAUGGAAGAAUUGUUCGACUGCAUGGAGAGAACUUGUUGAAAGGUCAUGCUCCUAAAGUUAACUACUCAAUCAAUGGCCACAAUUAUACUAUGGGAUACUAUCUUGCAGAUGGAAUCUAUCAUUCAUGGUCUACAUUUGUCAAAAUCAUUCCAACACCACGAGGUCGUAAAAGGCAAUUGUUUGCAUCAGCUCAAGAAUCUACGAGGAAGGAUGUCAAGCGAGCAUUUGAAAUUCUACAGGCACGCUUUGCAAUUAUUCGUGGACCAGCACGAUAUUUUUGUCAAUCUGUACUAAAAGAUAUUAUGAUGGUCUGCAUAAUAUUACACAACAUGAUCAUUAAGGAUGAAAGAGAUUCUUACCUUAGAGCACAUGACUAUGAUUAUGACCAAGAAGAUGAUACAAACCUAGAACCAAUUUCCCGUUAUCCCACUUCUCAAUUUGUGGAUUUCCUUCAAUGUCAUCACGACAUUAGAAACGAAGAAACUCAUUCACAACUACAAUUUGAUCUUAUUGAACAUCAAUGGAUGCUACGAGGUGAAGAGUGA